Molecule: messenger RNA, 3682 nt
Organism: Anolis carolinensis (green anole)
Lineage: Eukaryota; Metazoa; Chordata; Lepidosauria; Squamata; Anolidae
Gene: qtman
Product: glycosyltransferase like domain containing 1
Exons: 13
Coding region: 343-1866 (507 amino acids)
Molecular function (GO): glycosyltransferase activity
Source: RefSeq, a predicted model, not a curated record
GCAUUCAUUUCUGCAGUGCGUGUGAUUGAAUAGAAGCCUGAAGGCAGAAAAGGGACCUCUGAGCGUGUUGUUGAAGGCUUUCAUGGCCGGAAUCCCUGGGUGGCUACUACAGAAUAGAAGGGGAAAAUGUGUGUGUGGAAGUCACCAUAAACAAUAUAAUGUGUUAUAGAGGUGGACAAGGCUGCAGAUUGAAACGUGGAUCAUCCAGAUUGUUCCUUUCCCUCGACCAUAUGAAAAACAGACCCUGGAAGAACAUCCUCCACACGAAGCUCCAGGAGGAGUGAAUGCUUUGGCGGAACAAGUAAAAAAGAAUCUUGGCCAACUUGGAUCACAUACAGAAGAAUGAGCAUUCUACUAAUUGAAGCUUUCUACGGAGGCUCACACAAGCAGCUUGUGGAUCUCCUGCGAGAGGAAAUAGAAGACUGUGUCCUUUUCACUCUCCCUGCCAAGAAAUGGCACUGGAGAGCAAGGACUGCAGCUCUCUACUUCAUGCAAAAUGUGCCACCCAGUACUGACUAUAGGAUCCUCUUUGCAAGCUCGGUGCUUAACCUGACUGAACUCGUUGCCCUUCGGCCUGACCUUGGCAAAUUGAAAAAGGUCCUUUACUUCCAUGAGAACCAAUUGACAUAUCCUGUCCAGAGGUGUCUGGAAAGAGACUUCCAGUAUGGAUACAACCAGAUUCUUUCAUGCUUGGUUGCUGACAUUGUGGUGUUCAAUUCAGCUUAUAAUAUGGAGUCAUUUUUAACAACUAUUGGAACAUUUAUGAAGCGGAUACCUGACUAUAGACCUAAGCAACUGGAACAGUUAAUCAGGCCAAAAUGCCAAGUCCUUUACUUUCCAAUGAGGUUUCCUGAUGUGAGCAGAUUCAUACCAGAACACAAAAAGACCCGUGUUGUGAAGGCACCAGGUUCCAAUGGAAAUAGAAGUACAAAUGCUUCUCUUUUUAUGGAUCUACCUUUCCAAGAAAAGAACAUUGGGAUUUCAGAUUCAACUAGCCUUGUCAGCUCAGAUUGUGGGCCUGGCAAUGGUGAAGCACAGUCUGGAUUUUGCUCCCUGUUACCAAAGAGGUCACAUAACCCAUCAGCAACACUAGAUGAUAUGAACAAGCCAACGUCUGAAUGCACAAAUAUUUGUGAAGAAGAAGAUAGCAAACUUAUGACUUGUUCCUUGAGCUGCACACCUGAAGAAUUGGACUAUCAGCAGAAACCUUUGCACAUUGUUUGGCCUCACAGGUGGGAACAUGAUAAAGAUCCAGAAAGUUUCUUUCAAGUGCUGCUGAAAAUGAAAGAGAUGGAAUUACGUUUUCAUGUGUCUGUCCUUGGGGAGACCUUCACUGAUGUUCCAGAUAUAUUUUCAGAGGCCAAAAAGGCACUAGGAUCGACUGUGUUACACUGGGGCUACUUACCUAGCAGAGAUGAGUAUUUCCAAGUUCUGUGCAUGGCCGAUGUUGUCAUCUCCACAGCUAAACACGAAUUCUUUGGCGUGGCAAUGAUAGAAGCUGUAUACUGUGGCUGUUAUCCUCUCUGUCCCAAAGCUUUGGUCUAUCCAGAAAUAUUUCCAGCUGAAUAUCUAUAUUCUACACCUGAACAGCUUUUUAAAAGGCUUCAGAAUUUCUGCAAGAGACCAGAUAUUGUAAGGAAACAUCUUUAUAAGGCCCAGCUAUUGUUGGGAACUGAUCAUCACACCCUACAGAACAUCUUGCCUUUCCAGCACCACCUUUUCUGUAAAUGGCUCCCCGGAUCCUUCCUGGGAAGAAAGCAAGGGAAGCUGCUUCUGAGGAAGCCACUGAACAAACCAGCUUUGCAAUUUAAUGUGAAAAUCACAGCAGAAAAAAAACCUACACACAUAACCAACCCAAAACCCUGAGUUCUGACUCCUGCCAGGAAAGACCAUUCCCAAGGCAAGAAGGACGCCAAGUCCGCUGUCUUUGCUCCAGCUUUAGAAAAAGCCAGCCUGACUUAACAUUUGGUUGAGUUGGAAGGGAUGGGAGGAGAACAUCCCAACUCGAAGAGGCAGAAAUGUUAUCCAAAAGCAUUUCUAAUCAGGAGGAGAAAAGAGGGAGUGGAAUUUUAACAAGGCGCAUUAAACUUUGGAAGAGCCUCUCCAUUUAUUGCUGACGCGCUGAACAGGCUUUGAGGAAUGAGGGAGGCGAGGCCGGCCAAAAGGAUGAAAGCAAGUGGGGGGGGGGGGGUGAGGUGGAGAAGGAAAUCGAGGUUAAAUGAGGCCAGCCAGGAGGAUCUUUCUUUAAAGAAAUUGAUAUAAUAAAAAACAAGAACAAGGAGGCAGAGGUUUGGAGAGCCCACUGUCAUGGCUUAACAGCACACCAGAGUACACAGUUCAAGGUAACAAGCAGUCACAUAUUUGCUGGAAAGUAAGGCAUCAGAUUCCAUCUGAUCUUGGAAGUUAAGCAGGAUCAGCCUUGGUUAGUAUUUGGUUGGGAUACUUCCAACAAAUGCCUAGUGCUGUGUGCAAUAUUUCAUAGGAAAGAACUGGCAUUUCUAGCGCAAGGGGAGGAAAAAACAUGGAAUCAUCAUAAGUUGAGAGGCAUAUGUACAUGUCUAUGGAAGGGAGACUUCAUGGUAUAGUGCAGCGUUUCUCAGCCUGGUGGUCGAGAAACCUUGGGGUGUCACAAGGAGAUGUUAUAGGGGUCACCAAAGACCAUCAGAAAAAACAUACCUGUACUAAUUCACAGUGCUCUCCAGUGGUAAGUGAACUACAUCUCCCCUAAAUUACUGUCAAUUCCUCCCAAAUCUCUCCGGUAUUUUCUGUUGGUAAUUGUGAUGUCUCAUGGGCCAUGUAGUCCCGUUCCUAGUACUAUUGUGGCAGAUGAAGAGGAAAACUUGGGUUUCCCACCGAUUCAGCCAGAAUCGGAGGCCCUGCACCUGCAGGAUGUUUGCCCUCAAGAUGUCAGCCAAACAAGCCUUGGGCAGAAUUCUCCCCCGUUCUCUCGUAAGGAUAAUUAUAAUAGAGAUAGAGGCGCUAGGGAGGCGAAUCACCGAAGCGCCAGAAUCGCUGCCAGACAAUUAGCUGAUUAAGCCUGUUUCCCUUGGGAAAUCUUAAGGAGUCAUGCAUCUGGACACAGUUUGGGUUUCACUUCUUGUUCCCCAGGGAAAGUGUUCCUUGGCGGGAAAACAAGAUCCUAUAUAGGUGUUUACCCGCAAGGAAAUCCUUGCGGAGUCAAUUCGUCAGCUUCAGGAGUGAGAUCGUGUGUGGACUACGCUACUCCAGUUCCUUGUUUCCAGGACCAAGUUCCAAGCCUGUCUUGUUCCCUGGACCUCGCCACGGACCUUGUUCUAGUUCCAAGCCUGCCUUGUUCCCCGGACCUCGCCACGGACCUUGUUCUAGUUCCAAGCCUGCCUUGUUCCCCGGACUUUGCCACGGACCUUGUUCUUGCUUCUUGCUUCUUGUUGCCUCGUAUCAAGUCUUGUUUGCCAAGAAUCUAGUUUGUUUUCCAGCCUUGUUGUCAAGCUCCAUUGGACUAAAGGACCUUGUCAUUUCCCCACACUUGCUCGGCAAGUGUGUGUUUCGGUUAUUGGAUUAUAACUUUGGACUCUAAUAUCACAUAUUGGACAUUAUUUUCCUGGACUAUAUUUGACCUUUCCUGAAAGGUCUACUUCUGAACUAUAUUCUUCACUUGUUUUUAUUGACUUUAUAUAUUCCUUUAAUAAAGAUAUUAGAUAGA